CGUUUCGGACGCCCUGCUCUGGUAGGGACUUCGUGCUUUUUGUCACAGGCAGCGGCUUGAUGCUGUCUACUGGAACCUGCACCGAUCCGGGACCUUACAGGCCCAGAGCACAGCGGCCCGGAGCAGUCCCGAUGUGUCCCUCCCAGCCAAGAGACACACUGCAGGGCUGUCGCGGGCGAGGCACAGACCAACGCGACUAGAAAUCAGGCUGACUGGCUUCUCCCGGCCAGCCCCACGGCACGGCAUGAUGUCAUGGGAGCUGCCACUCAGCGAGAUGAAAGGGAUGCGGCGCAGCAGCGCUGGCACUAGGCAGCCAAGCUGGGGCACAGCGAGAGAGAGCUGCAGAUCCAGCCGCUCAGCCCAGGCCGGGGAAGCCUGCUCUCCAGAGCUGGGGCAGAACAACGUGGCCCACGUUUAACAAAAGAACCAGACGGUAGCGAACUUUCUAGAUCUGAGCGCAUAGCGAGUAAGCUCAGCCUUGCCUUUGAUGCGCAGCAACUGAUCGGCGAUCAGAUUACAGGCACUCCAUCUCCUAGUUCGCCUGCCUUUGAUCUGAGCGGGUAAUCCAUUUUCCUGGAUUUGAAGUUUGUCUGGGCUUGCGCCCACACACAUUUUUUGGGAAGGUAAAAGCGUUUGGCGCGGAAGUGCUACCAAGCUGCGGAAAGCGUGAGUCUGGAGCACCGCACUGGCGAGUAGCAGCAGGAUCAGGUUCCCUGGUCAUAGUUGGUUGAAGUAUAACCCACGCCGGGCUCAGUUUGAAGCAGCAAUCUAAUGUUUGGGAGACUGAGACCAGAGGAAUCCAGUUCAAGACCAGCCUGGAGCAAGAAUAACUGCGUCUGGUGAGAGCCAUGGCACUCAAGCUCCUACCUGUAUACAAGAUGGUGCUCUGCGCCGACAUUCUCCUCUUACUCCACUUGGCAUGUCAAGUGAGUGGCGAAACUGGAGACUGCAGGCAGCAAGAAUUCAAGGAUCGAUCUGGAAACUGCGUCCUCUGCAAACAAUGCGGACCUGGCAUGGAGUUGUCCAAGGAAUGUGGCUUCGGCUAUGGGGAGGAUGCACAGUGUGUGCCCUGCAGGCCGCACAGGUUCAAGGAAGACUGGGGCUUCCAGAAGUGUAAGCCAUGUGUGGACUGUGCGCUGGUGAACCGCUUUCAGAGGGCCAACUGCUCACACACCAGUGAUGCUGUCUGCGGGGACUGCUUGCCAGGAUUUUACCGGAAGACCAAACUGGUUGGUUUUCAAGACAUGGAGUGUGUGCCCUGCGGAGACCCACCUCCUCCCUACGAACCACACUGUACCAGCAAGGUGAACCUUGUGAAGAUCUCUUCCACUGUCUCCAGCCCUCGGGACACGGCGCUGGCUGCUGUCAUCUGCAGUGCUCUGGCCACAGUGCUGCUCGCCCUGCUCAUCCUGUGUGUCAUCUACUGCAAGAGGCAGUUCAUGGAGAAGAAACCCAGCUGGUCUCUGCGGUCACAGGACAUUCAGUACAAUGACUCUGAGCUGUCAUGCUUUGACCAGCCUCAGCUCCGCCACUGUGCCCAUAGAACAUGCUGUCAGUAUCACCGGGACUCAGCCCCAACAUAUGGGCCUGUUCACCUGAUUCCACCCUUGUGCUGUGAAGAAGCCCGCAGCUCUGCCCGAGCCGUGCUUGGCUGCGGGCUGCAUUCUACCGCUACACUUCAGGAGAGAAACCCGGCUUCUCUGGGGGACACGAUGCCAGCCUUCUUCGAGUCUGUUUCCCGUUCCAUCUGCGCUGAGUUUUCUGAUGCCUGGCCUCUGAUGCAGAGUCCUCUGGGCGGUGACAGUUCUCUCUGUGACUCUUAUCCUGAACUCACUGGAGAAGAUAUCAAUUCCCUCAAUCCUGAAAACGAAAGCUCAACGUCUCUGGAUUCCAGUGGUGGCCAGGAUCUGGCUGGGACAGCUGCUCCAGAUUCUUCUGGAAAUGUUUCAGAAUCUACUGACUCACCUAGACAUGGUGGUACUGGUACAGUCUGGGAGCAGACACUAGCUCAGGAUGCUCAAAGGACUCCAAGCCGAGGAGGCUGGGAAGGCAGGGACAACCUGAAUCUAGCCACAACCACAGCCUUCCAGGAUGCCUGAAGGCCAUCUUCCUGACGUGGAGGUGUGGGUCUGGACACGCCUGUGGUGAGGCCUUACAAACUGAGCCGUCUUGACCUUCUAUGGUGUCUGGAAGCAAAACUAAAUCUGGCAGCAUUUCCAUCCUUUCAGCCACGAACUUCUGAGCCAGACCAGCUGUAAGCUGAAACCCCAGCAGGAAGCAAGGAGAGACUGAAGGCGGCCUUGGGACCUGUGCUUCUUCCCUCAACGGGAACCUUAGCUGGGGCCAAUUUGAAGGACCCAUGGGUGGGACGUGCUGCCCGUGAGAUUGUGGGCACGCGGCAGGACCCAGCCUGGCUCCUUCUUACGUCCACAGUGAAUGUGGUUUCACAAGACCCAGAGUAUAAACUUUCAUAGACAUUCUCUUUUCGAAAUAAUCCAUUACCCUGUGGGAAAAAAGAAAAGGCCUUAGCAGAUUCCUUUCUUAGAUUGUAGGCAGAGCUCUGGCGGUUUCUGUUGAAGAAAGGCACUUUCUAAUCAGCAGAAUGCUAUACUUCAGUGGUUUGAAGGGGCUUUGUAGCCCUGCCUGAACUGUAGUUUGGUGAAGUCGACUGGCCUAUCUGGUACCAGCAGUUCUUCUGGCCUCUUCCUCGUGGAUGUACAGCAGCACUGACAGAAGAGGCCUGAGUUAUUGAAAGUGGCUGUGAAUGUGGUUAAGAAUGUAGCGGGUUGGGGGAGGGGCGGUAGGAGGGGACAGCGUAUCGCUUUAAAGUUAAAACUACCUACUAUGCAUAUUCUGAAGGCUGUAUGUUAGGACUGCUGACUGUGGAUGCCUGUGUUAGUGCUGCCCUGUGCUGAACUUCCAAGGCCCCGAUUUCUUAUCUAGAAAGGAGACAUUUAUGAGUCUAGUAAUCUAUGAUUGACACCUGAGCUUACACAAAAGGCAUCAACACACCAAGCUCACUUCUGAAGAGGCCUUCAGUGAGAACAUUAGAUGCACAUUAGAACUGGACAUGGAAGAGCAUGGUUGGCCCAGUUUGGGAGAAUAGAAUGCCUGUGUCAUCUAGUCUGACUAAGGCUUUGUAAUACGGCAUUCUGAUAUAGGGGUGCUGUGGAAGGUAUCCCCUCUUCUUCCGUGACAGCAUUUACCUUCCAGAACAAUCUCUAAGGCUAAAGAAAACCUGGGGCUCAUUUUCUCUUCAUCCUUCCCCCUAUGGCUUCACUGAGCAAGAUAGCCUUGGUUUCCAGUUUGAAGUUACUUGAGCAGAUCCGACCUCGUCCUUUCGACUCUCUGCUGGUGCUCUGUUCCAUCCACACUUUAACAGGAGCCCAAUCUGUGAGCGUCAGUGUGAGAGGAUUCACUAGCAGAUUGGUUCUGAAGCUGCCCUGCUUAAAUCAGGCUCUUACCGAACACUGAAACCAAACAUCAAGGUGCCACCUUCCUAGACCUUUUUUUUAAAAUUUUCUGUUUACCCCCAUUGUUUUCUCAUUAUAAGACAUGAGUAGAUUUAAUGAGCCCUCUUCCUGUAGCCUCUCUCUAUUCCUAAUUAUAGCUUUUUGAUGUGUGUCUUCUGAUUUGUCCGUAUCUAUUGCUUCUCAUGCCAUCUGUUCCUUUACCAGAUGUAGAAAGAACGCUGCCAUAGAGCAUCCUGUGGUAGCCCACAUCUGCUUUUAUGUCCCCAUAGUGCCCAGUCAUAACCUAUUGGGAUUUUUGUUUGUAUGUACAUCCCCAACCGUUAUUAUGAGAACUGACUUUAGGGCAGUCGUAAAGUAUUUAGGAUGUAAGCAGCAGACGUCCAUGAGGAUGCAAGCUGGGCUCCCCUGAGUGGCCUCCUUGUGCACAUGUGUGUGUCAUUGCUUGCAACCCAAUCAUCUCUGUUAUGACAGGGAUGAUCAAAGCCAGCAGGGUUGUGUUCCUUUGUGUAACCUGAAGAUAUUUUCCACAUGCCGAGCCCUGAUGGACUUCAAAGACAGACACAGCUGGGGAAAGCCAAUCUGAUGGAAAGGAGACUCUAGCCCCCCAAAUCCUGAAACAUCACUUUUAAUCAGAAGAGAAAUCCCGGGGGUUAAAAAUUGAUUUCAUUUGAUACUGCAUUUGGAAGAUCCUGGGUUAUCAUCAAAAAGGAGACAUCCUCCCGCCAGACACUCUAGAAACGUGCAAUGGUGUUUUACAUUUCACAUUCUUUGGAAAUAAGAGGGAAAAUCUACAACCACUGCACUUCACAUUAUUGGAACAUCUUACAAGGCUGUUUACAUAGGAGCUGGCAUUCUGAUAUCAGACACUGGUAUAGAGAGACAUCUAGGCAUAGGGGGCACCAGUGCCACCUUUCCUGUGGCAGAAGCCAGGACAAGGACUUUUGAAUCAGUUAGUCAAGUCAUGUGUUCUCUAUUUUGGAUAUAUGGAAUAUAGUUUGAAUAGCAGGAUUUUCUACUUUAAGGAGUUACUGCUGCUGUUACUUAUUGUAAGUACCGCUGUCUGUGUUAGAAGAAAAAGAACAGAAAAGGAAAGAGACAGAAUCAUGGCUCUUAAGAUAGUUUGCUUCAGCUUAAAUUCUAUCCCAACUGUUUUACAUACUGAAUUUAUCAACUGUAAGUUAUCGCUUUUUUUUUUAGUGCUUUUUAAAAAUUGUGAAUAAAAUUGAUACUUGUUAUUCUUA
This is a messenger RNA of Mus pahari (shrew mouse), 4714 nucleotides long. RefSeq names its product TNF receptor superfamily member 19 (gene Tnfrsf19). The record is from RefSeq and is a predicted model, not a curated record. Gene Ontology annotation, molecular function: signaling receptor activity; protein binding. Gene Ontology annotation, biological process: positive regulation of canonical NF-kappaB signal transduction; positive regulation of JNK cascade. Gene Ontology annotation, cellular component: plasma membrane. Lineage: Eukaryota; Metazoa; Chordata; Mammalia; Rodentia; Muridae. Bases 849 to 2099 code for a protein of 416 amino acids. The transcript has 11 exons.